AUGCCUUCCAAGAACCGCUUCACCAAGCUAGACGCCUUCACCAAGACCGUCGAAGAUGCGCGCAUCCGAACGACAUCAGGUGGAAUUGUUACCGUCGCAUCGCUCUUACUUAUCCUGUACUUGGUGUGGGGAGAAUGGGCAGACUACCGACGCAUCUCGGUACAUCCAGAGCUCAUUGUCGACAAAGCGAGAGGAGAGAAGAUGGAGAUCCACAUGAACAUAUCGUUCCCCCGCGUACCGUGUGAGCUGCUCACCCUGGAUGUGAUGGAUGUGAGUGGAGAGGUGCAGACUGGUGUGAUGCAUGGCGUGCACAAGGUACGGUUAAGGCCAGAAAGCGAAGGCGGCGGUGAGAUUGAGAAGAAGGCUCUGGAUUUGGGCGUGGAAGAGGCGGCACAACACUUGGAUCCCGACUACUGCGGUGAAUGUUAUGGCGCACCGGCACCGUCGAACGCAGCAAAGGCAGGGUGCUGUAACACCUGUGCUGAAGUAAGAGAGGCAUACGCAGGCGUCAGCUGGAGCUUUGGCCGAGGGGAGAAUGUCGACCAGUGCGAGCGGGAGCACUACAGCGAGCAUCUGGACGAGCAGAGAAAGGAGGGAUGCAGAAUUGAAGGUGGUAUCCGAGUGAAUAAGGUCGUUGGAAACUUCCACUUCGCACCGGGCAAGAGCUUCAGCAAUGGCAACAUGCACGUCCACGACUUGGAGAAUUUCUUCCAUUCGCCGGAAGACAUCCAACACACGUUCACCCACAAGAUUCAUCAUCUCCGCUUCGGACCACAGUUGCCAGAUGAUGUGAUCAAGCGCGUGGGUAGCAAAGGCAUGGCUUGGUCGAACCAUCAUCUCAACCCUCUAGACGACCACGAGCAAAAGACGGACGAGAAGGCGUACAACUUCAUGUACUUCGUCAAGGUCGUCUCGACUGCUUAUCUACCCCUCAACUGGCGACCGACUGGCUCAAUCUUGGACAUUCCUCACGAGAUGGUCGAACUGGGCGGAUACGGCAAGGGCGAGGAGGGUAGCAUCGAAACUCACCAGUACUCUGUGACCUCGCACAAGCGAUCACUUUCGGGCGGAGAUGCUAAGGACGAGGGCCACAAGGAGCGAUUGCAUGCAAGAGGCGGUAUUCCUGGAGUGUUCUUCUCUUAUGACAUUUCACCGAUGAAGGUCAUCAACCGAGAAACCAGGACCAAGUCUUUCUCUGGCUUCCUGGUAGGAGUCUGUGCCGUUAUUGGUGGCACGCUGACUGUUGCGGCUGCCAUCGACCGAGCGUUAUAUGAGGGUGGACAAAGGGUGAAGAAGUACCAUAACAACUAG
Messenger RNA from Zasmidium cellare ATCC 36951, 1311 nucleotides. RefSeq lists its product as uncharacterized. Bases 1 to 1311 code for a protein of 436 amino acids. Gene Ontology annotation, cellular component: COPII-coated ER to Golgi transport vesicle; Golgi membrane; endoplasmic reticulum membrane. Gene Ontology annotation, biological process: endoplasmic reticulum to Golgi vesicle-mediated transport; retrograde vesicle-mediated transport, Golgi to endoplasmic reticulum. The record is from RefSeq and is a predicted model, not a curated record. The transcript is spliced from 2 exons. Lineage: Eukaryota; Fungi; Ascomycota; Dothideomycetes; Mycosphaerellales; Mycosphaerellaceae.